This is a messenger RNA of Paramecium octaurelia, 505 nucleotides long. The record is from the annotation of a GenBank genome assembly. NCBI's taxonomy places the organism in Eukaryota, Ciliophora, Oligohymenophorea, Peniculida, Parameciidae.
AUGAUUUAUAUAGGUAUAAUCUUUUAAAAGCUAACAAAGCCUGUUUAGCAUGGGGCAUUGAAAUCAGACUACCAUUUAUGUUCAAGUCUUUGAUUGAAUAAAUUAUUUCUAUUGAUCCAAAUUAUUAAAUGAUAAUGCCCUCCAACCAUAAAUUGAAAAUAUAUAUUAAGAAAGCCUUUGAAGAUCUAGAAAAUCCAUUUGUUCAAUAAGAAAUAUUAUGGAGAUAAAAGGAACAAUUCAGUGAUGGAGUUGGUUACAGUUGGAGAUGGAAUUUUCGAAAGAGCUAAUCAAUUAGGCUCAGAUUAAGAAUUCUCUCAAGCUUCAGCUACUUAUUCCUAGAGAUAAGGAAUAAUAUUGGUUCAGAUAAGUUUAUACUUCUGCUUUUCCUAUUGAUAGCUCUACCGAAAAUGUAUCUAUUAACAAUUUAUGCACUCAUGAAAAUCCCUCAAUAGGAGACAAAAUUAAAGAUGAAAGCACCAAAGUAUAGAACCACAAUUAACGGUGA